This is a messenger RNA of Truncatella angustata, 1969 nucleotides long. RefSeq lists its product as uncharacterized. Lineage: Eukaryota; Fungi; Ascomycota; Sordariomycetes; Amphisphaeriales; Sporocadaceae. The transcript is spliced from 2 exons. The record is from RefSeq and is a predicted model, not a curated record. Gene Ontology annotation, molecular function: FAD binding. Bases 213 to 1658 code for a protein of 481 amino acids.
ACUCAUCAACUCAUCAACUCAUCAACUCAUCAACUCAUCAACUCAUCAACUCAUCAACUCAUCAACUCAUCAACUCAUCAACUCAUCAACUCAUCAACUCAUCAACUCAUCGACUCAUCGACUCAUCGACUCACCAACUCAUCAACUUACGAACUCAUCAACUUACGAACUCACCAACUCAUCAAUCUCGCUGUUCAUCUCCAAUCGCAACAAUGACUCAAAUCACCCAAGCCGAGCGCCCUUUCCGCGUUAUCAUCGUCGGUUCCGGCGUCGCUGGCAUGGUGGCCUCCAGCUGUCUUCAGAAGCUCGGCAUUGACCACGUGGUUCUUGAGAGACAGGCGGAUGUGGCGCCUCCUCUUGGUGCUGGCAUCUCUAUGUGGCCGCAUGGUCUUCGCAUCCUAAACCAGCUCGGGUGCUUGGAUGCCGUCAAGGAGGCGGCCGUUCCCGUGAGCCGCUUUAUGUCACGCGCUCCCAAUGGACGCCUGAUCCAUGACAAUUUGCUCUACACCCAUGUUGAGCAGAACCACGGGAUUGGCUUCUACCCACUCGAGAGGCAGCGAUUUCUCCAGAUCCUGUACGACGGUCUGCCAGACAAGUCCUUCGUCAAGACUGAAUGUACCGUCGAAGACGUGGCCCAGUUUCCCGACCGGGUCGAAGUGAAGCUCUCCACAGGGGAGGUCGAGACGGGUGACAUGGUCCUCGGCUGCGAUGGUGUCCACAGCCUGGUGCGAAACAUUAUGUGGGACCAUGCGACCAAGACGUCGCCGGGUCUCAUCCAGACCAAGGAGAAGACCUCUCUCAAGACAUCGUGGAAGACGCUCGUCUUCAUCACGCCUGGCAUCCCCGAGCUGGGGGAGCGCGACCUCACCGUGACCUACAACGACGGCUUCACCUUCCUCGUCACCUCGCAGCCCAACGCCGUCUACUUCUUCGUCAUCUUCCGGCACGACAAGCCCUUCACCUGGCCGCGCCGGGAGCGCCACACGGACGCCGAGGCCGACGAGCUUGCGGCCCGCGUCGCCGACAAGCCUGUGACGGACCAGCUCGUCUUUCAGGAGAUCUGGAAGCGGCGCACACGGGCCUCGGUCAUCUCGCUCGAGGAGUGCGUCAUGGAGCACUGGCACCACGGCCGCAUCGUGCUGGCCGGCGACGCCGUGCACAAGGUGCACCCCAACAUGGGGCUGGGGGGCAACUCGGCCAUCGAGGGCAUCGCGUCGCUCAUGAACCACCUCGAGCGAGUGGUCCUGCCCAGCAGGGAGAAGCACGGCAGCAAGCCGAGCGCCACGGCCCUCAGCAUGGCCUUUGCCGCGUACCAGGACGAGCGCAAGCAGCGCAUGCGCGAGCUCAUGGACCUCAGCAACAUGGUGGCCAAGAUGCACACGUACGCCACGCCGCUCCACAAGUUCAUGGCCAACUGGAUGCUGCCGCUGUCCGACGACCGCAACUUCGCCGACCGCGUGGGCGCCUACAUCGCCACGGCGCCCCGGCUCAACUUCGUGCCCGAGACCGAGUUCACGACGGGCCGGCUACCCUGGCAGCUCAACAAGGCGCUGGCGCUCCCCCUCGAGGAGGACGAAGGAAAGCUCGACGAUGAGGAGCGACAUUUCUUCGAGAGUGUGCUAGACAGUCGGCUAGCUAAGGUUGCGGUGGCUGUCUGAUGAGAGAGAUAUAAGAACCUGUUUUCGGAGUAGUAGGGGGCGUUUGUUUUCUCCAUGUCAUCAUAUUGUUCGCAUUUCCAGCGGGGGGAUUUCCAGAUGUGAGGCUAGAUUCGGUUUUUUUUCUUUUCGAUGUCUACGGCGUUUUAGGUGGUUCAAACAAAUUAUCUCUGUAUCUAAUCAAGCGUUCCUAUAUUCGUAUUGCCUUCCAUGUUAAAAACAACAUUGAGAUCUCUUAUUUAUGUCGUGACAGCUGGUUGAUAUCUACAUACUGGGUAUUUGCCUAAAUACCAAUCAUAUUUGAAAUACCUAAC